This is a messenger RNA of Closterium sp. Yama58-4, 4587 nucleotides long. Lineage: Eukaryota; Viridiplantae; Streptophyta; Zygnematophyceae; Desmidiales; Closteriaceae. The record is from the annotation of a GenBank genome assembly.
AUGUCGACUGCGAGUGGAAUCCAUACUGGUUGCUCGCGGAACCGCACAUGGCUGCUCGGUCGAGUCGGGACUCCAGGCCCUAACGAUAUCUCGUGUCCCACUUCGUUGGUCGAACUCGCGUUCGGCGCGCUUAUCCCCGCUGUAAGCGCAUACCAUUCGCGAGAAGCCGCUAGAAUAUUGCAACCUGCACAACCGUCAACUGUUUCUUCUGAGACGUCUCAAAACAAAGACGCGGGGAACGCGUUCGCGCAAACCGCGGAACCGCCGGCUGCGGAUGCGGAGAAGGAGGCGGAGAAGGCGGAGAAGGAGGCGGAGCGACACGGUGCGCGUGUGGCGUGGAAGUGCGAGCGACUGCUUCAAGUCCUCAACGCGUGCCUUUCGGAGCUCGACCCUUGGAACGACGCGGACGGAGACACAGACGACUAUAAUCGCAGCGCGAUUGGUCAAAGCCACGUGUCGUCCUCUAUAGUCACCUCCAGUUCUAUCGCUAGCAGCAGCGCGCGCGGCAGCAGUAUGUUCGGCGGAAGCAGGGGGGUCCUCAGCCGCAGCGCCACCCGCCCAUACCGCCCAUCCGCAGGGACGGGCGGAGGGGCAGGCGGAGGGGGGGGAAGGAUUAGUGGCAUUGCGAGGGCGGUUAGUCUAGGGAGUGACGUGGGGGCAGUGGCUGUCCCCGUUAUUGGCAAACAGCAGUUUCAUCAGAAGUCUGGCGGGACAACUCCUGGCGGGAGCAAGGGCACGUCCCCGAUACACAUUGCAGAGGUUCCCGUUAUAAGGACGGAGCCUUUCAGUAGAGCGGGCGCUGCUGCAUACCUGCAACGGUUCCAUUCUCCCCAGGUAGCCUCCCCAGCCCCACCAGCAGGAGCAGCAGCAGCAGGAGGAGUUGCAACAGCAGGUGGAGCAGGGGGAAUUGCGGAUACGCCUCCUCACACGCACGUCCGCCGUCGAUCCGCGGACUUGCGCUCGAACCGCUCCCUCUCGCACUCCUCCUCCGUCCCUGAUGGUGCUACAGACUCCACAGCCCCUAUUCUGGCUAGAGCCGGUGGCUCAGGGCCUAUUACGCCCCUGCUGCCCGCUUCUGCUUCCGUUCCCAGUGGAAGGGGAGGGGGAGGGGGAGGGGGAGGGGGAGGGGGAGGGGGAGGGUCUCCAGCGAGCAGUCCGGGUCGGGAUUGGUCGGAACAGCUGUCUGUCACUGACACGCCUUUCCUGCCCGGUUCUUCCUGCUUCGACCUCACGGCCUGCCCCUCUCUCGCACUAGAGUGGAACGAUCUCUUCUUUGCCGUACAGGACGCCAUGGCUGCGUAUGACACGCUGCUGCUGGCGCCGCUGACCACUGGCGCGCUGCCACGUGGCAGCGAGGUGAAGGAGCUGCAGCAGAUGGUGGAUGAGCUGGCAGGCAUGGCCCGGGACAGGAUGAACGGCUCAGAUGAGGGCGACGCCCGCCGCUGCCCCCUGCUGCUAGUCCGCCUCUUUGCCCUGCGGGUGAAGCAGGAGACGCAGCAGCUCCUGACCGUCUUCCCAGAGGCUAAGGAAGAGGAGCAGCAGACACCAGAGGCGGGGGCGAAGGGAGAGGAUGGAGAAACGAGGAGAGAAGGUGGAGCAGGGAAAGUCGAGCAGGCAGCAGAGACAGCAGCGAAAGCAGAGGCAGAGGCAGUAGCAGAGGCAGCAGCGAAACCUGAGACAGAGGUAGCAGUAGCACAAGGAACCCCGAUGGCAGAGAAACGUCAGCAGCAGCUGCAGCAGCUGCUAAAACUCCAGCAGCAAGCCGCCUCCUCUCUCCUCACAGAGAUCUCAAACGAGAUAGAGGAAAUCUUCUCAGCAUGUAAAGGCUCUCUGUACGGUCUCGGUAUUACCCAUGCUCGCUCCCUUGCCCGCCUCUCGCUUUUGGGAAAGGCCGUUCGCGCAGCAGCAGAAGGGGCAGGGGAGGAUGACCUCACGGUUCUGAGGGAUAACCAGGAGUUGGGAGGAGUUCAGAGGAAGGUGGGCGGGGAGGUGCCUCUGCUGGUGUGUCCUCAAAACGACUGGGCUAGGCUGAGUGCUGAGUGUGACAGUACCGAAGGGGGCGCGUUAAAGGAGGUGAUUGUAUGGGAAGACGGAAUGGGAGACCUGCGAAGUCUGUUCAAGUCAGCAGCAGCUGCUACUGCUGCCGCUGCUCCUAGUCCUGCCGGUGCCGCUGGUGGUGGGUUCAGUAGCAGGAUGUUUUCAGGGAAGGAUGAGAAGGAGGAUGAAAAGGAGGAUGAGAGCAGCAAGGAGGUAUCACCCCGGUCUCCCAGGGGGCCGUUGGCUCGAGAUGAUGAGAGCAGGAAGAGCAGCAGCGGCGGCAGCACCGUUGGCAAACCUGCAGCAGCCUCACGCGAAACUUUUAGUCAUGGGGCAACUUUUUCCAUGGCGCAAGGCAGCAGCCGCUCCAACCAGCGCCUGUGCUCGCAAAUUCUAUUAGAUCGCAUAUCAGAUCUGAUUUGGUACACCAAGUGGGUGGGGUGUAGCGAUCCGGACGAUCUCCCCUUGGCGUGUAUCCCCUCUGUAGUGCCGGUGACCAUGCUUCUUAACGAGUUGGGGGCUCCUAGUGGUGCAGGCACCCCCACAGGCCGAUCGAAUCUUCCCGGCACUCCCACCACCCCUUCCGCUGCUGCUAUAGCAGCCCAGCGUGAAGGGAAAAUAGGCGGGCAGAUUGGGAGUACCAUACUGGAGAGCGGCCGAAGCGAUGCCACAGGUUCGGACGGCAGCAGCUUCAGCUUCGGGAAGCUGUCCGGCCGAGCCUCCGACCGAGCCUCCGACCGAACCUCCUGCCCGACCCCGGGCCUGGCCCAACCCGGUGCCAACCCUUGGGCUCGCAUGGGAGGGCCCUUUGGAACAGGCUCGGGAAGCAUGGGCAUGGGCAUGGGGAUGGGGAUAAGCAUUGGAGUGAUGGGUGCGGGGUUGUCUCGGCAAAUACCUUUGGAAGAAAUUUUAGCAGCGACUGACUCGUGGGAUCCGAGGAGAAAGCUUGGAGAGGGCGGGUUCGGGUGUGUUUAUAGAGGGGAUGCUGCUAACGGGGAGGUGUGGGCUGUGAAGCGUGCGAAUACUGUCUCGGAUGAGCAGCUGGAGGAGUUUGAGAAAGAGGUAUCCUUUAUGAGUCGCAUGGCCCACCAGCAUCUCGUGCGACUCAUAGGCUUCUGGGCGGACUGUGAUGAGCACAUUCUCGUUUAUGAGUUCAUGCACAACGGCAUGCUCUCCUCCCGCCUCCACCGCACCUCCUUUCAUCUCGCCGCCUCCUCCGAAGCCCACGCCAAAGACAGCAAGCCGUUUUUCAAGCUCUACCCGUCUUCUGCCUCGACGAGCAAGGCCGCUUCUGCUGCUGCUGCUCGUGCCUCUGACCUCCCGCCUCCUCUGACGUUUGACGAGAGAGUGAGCAUUGCCGUAGGGGCGGCAGAGGGGCUUCGAUAUCUGCACGAUUUCGCUGCCGAUUCCGUGAUCCACCGCGAUAUCAAAUCAGAUAAUAUCCUCCUCACGGAUAAGCUCCAGGCGAAGAUCGCGGAUUUCGGGUUGCUGAAAUCGGCCGAUCUAGGAGGACCAGGAGGGGGCGGUGCGGGGGUAAACCACACCCGACUCAUGGGCACCCCGGGGUAUUGCGACCCGGAAUACUCAAAAACCUACGUCGCGUCGGCUAAAAGUGAUGUUUAUAGUUUCGGCGUGGUGCUUUUGGAGCUGAUUACUGGGCAGCGGGCGAUUUUAUCUGAGAAUAGAAAGAAGGGCAUAGCAGGCAGCAUGGCGGCGCUGCUGUGGCUGAGACCGGGCGUGGGGGGAAAGACGCAGCAGCAGAAGGAGAUGGAGAUGCUGGGAUUUAAGAAGAACAAGAAAUCGAGCAUGCGGGCGAUAACGACGCUUGUCAGCUGGGCCAUUCCUCUGAUCGCAGCAGGCAAGCUUAAGUCAGUAGUAGACCCUGCCCUCGAGAACAACUAUCCACUGGGAGCAAUGAAAGCCCUCGCCAGCGUGGCAGCCAUGUGCGUCCAAAAGAGUGCCGCCCAGCGGCCCACCAUGGCUGAGGUGGCGACUCGCCUGUCUGCCAUCCAGCACAAGGUGCAAGACCUGCACAUUCAGGGGGAAGAGCCCAAGUAUAACUUCCAGCCCACACUUGCCGGCCCGUUGCCUACCUCUGCCUCUACUGGUGGUGGUGCUGCUGGUGGUGGUGCUGCUGGUGGUGCUGUUGUUGUUGCUGGUCGGUGGGGGAGUGGGGGAGGAGGAGGAGGAGGGGGAGGCGGAGGAGGAGGAACAGGGGGGUCUGGUUCAACCAGUAGCAGGAGCUUCAAUCGAACAGUGUCGGCACCGGCUCAGCGGGCUGAGCAGGCAGGGGGUGGGAGUGGGAAGGAGAAGAAGAAGCAUCGGUAUCAGGAGGUGGGUAGGCCCGCAGGGAGCAAGGAGGGGACGGGAGAGAGUGGGAAGGAGGGUGCUGUUGGGAGGGAUGGGAAAGGCAAGGGGCUGUCGCGGCGGGAAUCGACUAAAAGCUCGAGUAAAUCGAGUCUUCCUCUUCUUUCUGCUGGUGAUGCUGUAGAGUUUAGCGCGCAACAUGUUACGAACAGAUACAUGGCUGGGGGGGCUGGGGGGUUUUAA